AUGGAUUUUGAUCAUAUGAACAACUGUCUUCAUCCUUCAAAUUCUUUACCUUUUGAAGAUAAUGAUACUUUAAAUAAGAAAUAUACUGCCAUUAAAGACUUGACGGAAAAUUUAAUAGGUGGAAUGAAGAGAAAAUUCAAAGGCAAAACAGUAUCUGUCAGAGGCGCAGUAACAUACUCUUCUGGAAUAAAGUUAUACGCGUCCGAAAUCACUUUUAUGUGUACGGAAUGUAAUAUCUGUCAAACUUUAGAAUUCGGCGGUGGAAAGUACUAUUUUCCAUUCAAGUGUAAAACUUUGGGGUGUAAAAGCAAAGAGUUUACUCCUAUGCUAGAGUAUAAUGAAGAAACAAAUAAAAAAGAAUUUGCUGAUUGGCAAAUUAUUAGACUUCAGGAAGUAUGGAAUGGUAAUGGAGAAGCUGCUACUAUUCCAAUGACCAUUGAUUGUGAAUUACGUGACGAAUUGGUGGAUAAUGUCAAACCAGGUGACUUCGUUUCCGUUACUGGUAAACUAGAAGUUCAUGAAAUUCCAGUUAAUGAAAAAACAAAGGGUUCUAUGAUGCAUCAUCUUUAUAUUGAUGCUUUUAACAUCAAGAAAAACAUAAUUUUUGAAAACUUUUCAUGUGACUGUCGCGAAAAUAUUACGAAUCCCGAGGAUACAUAUUUUUCGUUAACUGAUUUUUAUAAAAUAAAACAUAUCAUUGACUAUCAAUCUGAUGAUCUUUUCAAGGUAAAUAAUUGUUAUUAUGAAGAAUUUUAUUGGUGUAUAUUUACUAAUUUGUACUCUGAUAUCGUAGCUGGAAUAUUAUUAGCUAUAUUUGGUGGAAUCGAUAAUAGUGUAAUUAAUGUCUUAAUUGUUGGCGAUCCCGGUACGGAUAAAACAGAACUUCUCGAUGCAGCAAGCAAAGUAGCUCCACAUACUGUAUUCAUACCAAUAACUCAAGCCAACAGUUCUCCCUUAAUGCCUUUAUUGCACUAUGAUAAACGAUCAGGAGAUUUAAUUCUUGAAGCUGGAUCAUUUAUAAUGAGCAAUACAGGAAUUUGCCGAAUUGAUGAUUUUGAAAAGAUAAAUCAGCCUAAUGCUCUUGCGGAAGCAAUUUCUAGACGAACAAUCUCGGUUUGCAAAGCCGGUGUAACAUGUACAUUAACCGCUCGAACUAAGCAUCAGCCAGCCCAGUUGGUGGACAUUACAAAAAAUCUUAAAAUUGGAAACGAUCUUUUAUCAAAUUUCGACCUCAUUUUCUUAUUAUUGGAUAUUCCAGAUGAAGAAAUGGAUCAUUAUCUUUCUGAACGCUUCAUGACGGUUCAUUCUGGUGUUUAUCCAGAAGACAAAUCAGACAAAUCACAAAGAUACGUUCCUUCAACGAGUGAUACAAAUAGAAGUCAUUUAAUUGGUAUCUUGCCAUUAUCUAAACGAUUAAAGAUUAGCACGGAAGAUGAAAAUAUGAAUGUGCUACCUAUACCACUUUUACAAAAAUAUAUCGCAUAUGCGCGUAAAUAUGUUCAUCCACGUCUUUCACAAGAAGCACGCGAAAUGAUCAAGAUAUUUUUCGGGAAUAUGGGACAUAAAUAUCAAUUUGUGGAUGGGACACCAAUAACAAUCCGACAAUUAGAAACAAUGAUUCGAUUAUCGCAAGCUAGGGCCCGAAUGGAGUUGAGAGAUGUUGUAAUUAGUGAAGAUGUUGAAGACGAUGAAUUUGGAAAUAUACGAACUAAAGCAAAGGCAAAAACUGUUGUGAGAUCUGGGAAGCAAACAGAUGUAAAGAGAUUUUUAAGUGAGCUUCAAAGAUUUGGGAACGUAAAAGGAAAUUACGUAUUUACUAUUCAAGAAAUGCAAGAAAUUGCUACAGAUUCAAAUGUUCGAUAUGACAAUUUUCAAUCUUUCAUCGAUUUGUUAAAUGAUCAAAGUUUGAUUUUAAAGAAAGGACCAGGGACUUUUCAGUUGAGAUUAUGA
Messenger RNA from Dentiscutata erythropus, 1950 nucleotides. NCBI's taxonomy places the organism in Eukaryota, Fungi, Glomeromycota, Glomeromycetes, Diversisporales, Gigasporaceae. The record is from the annotation of a GenBank genome assembly.